CGUUGCAAACACAAUACGUGAUUAGUUAGAAUUUAAUAUAUUCACAAAAAUGUUUUGCAAAUAUGUGUGUUUGGUCCUGCUCUCAGUGCCUGUCUCAUACUGUGCAAAUAUUCUAGCCAUAGUUCCCACAGCAACAUACAGUCACCAUAUAGCUUAUGCACCUCUAUGGAAAGCUUUGUCCCUUAGAGGACACAAUGUUACACUGGUAACAACGCAUCCAAUGGACAAUCACCAGCUAACGAAUCUGACUGAACUCAAUAUAAAUUGGGCUUCCCAACUUAUUCCCAAUGUCAGCAACUCAGCAGAAUUCAAAGUAACGAUGUGGAAUUUCCAUUCUCUUCUUAACACAGCUACGAAUUUAAUUUGCGACAGACUAUUAUAUUCAGAUAUCGGCCAGAAACUACUAGAUAAAAGUAGUCAUUUUGACUUGGUUUUGGUAGAGAAUGUGUGUCCGGAGCUGUUAGGUUUUGCUGAAAUGUAUAAUUGCCCCAAAAUACUUAUAGCCACAAUGAGUCUGUCUUCAAUAUUUUCCAGUAUACUUGGGGACUUCGCUCAUCCCAUCUCACAUCCCGAAUUCGUGCUGGCCUUCCAAGGGCAAUUAAAUUUUAGGGAAAGGGUAAUAAGUACGAUGGUUACAUGGUAUUUGUAUUAUACCUUUUUAUAUGUCAUUUUUCCCAAGAAGCAAAAGACGUUGCAGAAGUAUUUUAAUAACACAUCUACGAUUCCAGAACUUAUUAGGGACACAGAUAUGCUGUUUCUAAAUGUAAAUCCAAAUAUUCAUGGUCCCAGGGCUAUUGGCCCAGCUACGAUUACCGUUGGUGGCAAUAGAGAAGAUUUAUCACCAGAACCAAUACCAAAGGAUAUAAAGAAGUUUCUGGAUGAUGCCAAAGACGGGUGUAUUCUCGUAAGUCUGGGAAGUACCAUCAAAAGUAGUCUAAUAGAUAAGGUUCUACUGAAAUCUAUAAUCGAUACUCUAAGAGAGGUGCCGUACAAGGUGUUAUGGAAAUUUGAGACUAAAAUAACCAACAUACCCAAAAACGUCAAAACAGCGAAAUGGUUACCUCAACAGAAAAUUUUGAAUCAUCCGAAUUUGAAGCUAUUUGUCUCACAGGGAGGUCUUCAGUCAGUAGAAGAAGGAAUUUAUGGUGAAGUACCCUUUGUGAUAAUACCGUUUAUUGCUGACCAGUUUCAAAACGCAAGAAUGCUGGAAAACAAAGGGGUCGCCAUUGUUUUGGAUAAAAAUAAUUUAAACAAACAUGUUCUGAAGAGCGCCAUUCUGAAGGUGAUGAAUGAUCCAAAGUAUACCGAAAGAGUUAAAAAAGUAAAGCAGUUAAUUUUGGAUGAACCCAUGAGUGGAUUGGAGAAAGCGGUGUGGUGGACAGAAUACGUUAUUAGAAAUAAAGGCGCCAAGCAUUUGAGGAAUCCAGCAGCUGAUAUACCGCUCUAUCAGUAUUUCCUACUAGAUGUUAUCGGAUUCUUUCUAUUAAUAGUCAUUUUAAUUGUUACUGCCUUGUUGCUGGCACUCAAGAAAAUAUAUAAGUUGUUCUGGAGGUUUCGCCAUGAAAAGCUAAAGUCACAAUAAAAAUAUAAUACGUUAUUGGAAUUUUUUACUUCAGCAGUGGCAAUGCUAUGUUUGUAAAUCCUUACAAUUAUUUUUGUGUUGAUUAACAGAAUAUAAUACAAUUUUAUUCAAUAUGUUUCAAACAUAAAUGCAAAAUAUAACCGCAUUGUUUAUUAAACUAACUGUUGCCAUUUUUGAGUUAUAUUAUUUCAAAAGUAAUGUAAUAGUAAUAGUGACAUGCAA
This is a messenger RNA of Anoplophora glabripennis (Asian longhorned beetle), 1804 nucleotides long. RefSeq names its product UDP-glucuronosyltransferase 2B7-like. The transcript is spliced from 4 exons. The record is from RefSeq and is a predicted model, not a curated record. Lineage: Eukaryota; Metazoa; Arthropoda; Insecta; Coleoptera; Cerambycidae. Gene Ontology annotation, molecular function: UDP-glycosyltransferase activity. Bases 50 to 1582 code for a protein of 510 amino acids.